This is a messenger RNA of Coregonus sp. 'balchen', 15791 nucleotides long. NCBI's taxonomy places the organism in Eukaryota, Metazoa, Chordata, Actinopteri, Salmoniformes, Salmonidae. The record is from the annotation of a GenBank genome assembly.
UCCAAGUAGUACAAAUUCAUCUGUAGAAGGGGAAAAAGAAGGUGAGAUAUGGUUUGAGUCUUAAAAAGUAAAAAAAAAAAAAAUGUUCUGUGAGAAAUACCAUUCACCUUACUUUGUUGACUGGGGAGGAAGCACCACUGAGUCAAUCAUGUUUCUUGUUUCAUCUCUUUCCUAUAGUGAUCCGUCAACAUGAGUACGGACGCGGAGAUGCAAAUCUACGGCAAGGCUGCCAUAUACCUCCGUAAGCCUGAGAAGGAGAGGAUGGAGGCACAAGCCGCACCCUUUGAUUCAAAGAACGCCUGCUAUGUGUCAGACACCAAGGAGCUGUACCUUAAGGGUCUGGUCACUGCCAGGGCUGACGGGAAGUGUACUGUAACAGUCACGAAUCCUGACGGCACUAAGGACGUAAGCCUGAUUUUAAAAGUAUUAAAGUUAGAGUUUAUGCAUGUACUCUAUUUCUUUUUAAAAAAUGAAGAAGAAGAAUCAAAAACAUGCCAAUAGGCUAAAUGAAAUCAGUAACAAAAGAUAAAUUAAGAAGCAUUGCUUUGUUUUGUUGUAAGCAGACCAUAACCUUCAAACGUGGCAUUUUUCAUAUUGACUAGUCAAUGUCGGUGGGUGAAAGCAAAGUAGUUUAAUUAAAUGGUUUAAAAAAUAUGUUUUUAAGAGAUUGAACUUCAAUUAUUUAAUGAUCAAAAAGCAUUCAGUCAUGUCCAGUUUGAUCUGUGUAAUCUAGAUUUCUGACUGUUUCAGGAAGGAAAAGAGUUCAAAGACGCAGACGUCUACCAGAUGAACCCCCCUAAGUACGACAAGAUUGAGGACAUGGCCAUGAUGACCUACCUGAAUGAAGCCUCUGUGUUGUAUAACCUCAAAGAGCGUUAUGCAGCAUGGAUGAUCUAUGUAAGAAACCAGCACAUACACACACACACAAACACACAAACACACACACACACACACACACACACACAUACAGUACUACAUAUAAAUGAAUGGUAGAAACCAAAACAUAUCAAUACAGUAGACCCACACAAGUAUACAACCACAUCCUUACAUAAAUCCAGGUAAAAGUCCAUCUGACUUCGUUAAUCACCUAAUUUAAUUUAAUCCCUUUCAUCCAGACCUACUCUGGGCUCUUCUGUGCCACGGUGAACCCCUACAAGUGGCUCCCCGUGUACGACAUGGAGGUUGUUAACGCCUACAGAGGGAAGAAGAGGAUGGAGGCUCCACCCCAUAUCUUCUCCGUCUCUGACAACGCCUUUCAGUUCAUGCAGAUUGGUACGAGCUCUCAUGGAUGGAUGGAUGGAUGGAUGGAUGGAUGGAUGGAUGGAUGGAUGGAUGGAUGUCCAUAAAUGCAUAUGGAACUCAAAGUCCAUAAGUGUUUAUGGAUGAACGGAUGGAAGCAUUGAUGGAAAUUUAAAAAUGCUUUAGAGAGGUACACACUUAAAACAAAUGGUUAUAUGCACUGCUAAAUAAUCAGGUGUGCUAGCUUUGGAACAUCUGGGGGUUCCUACAGAGAGAAUUGAAUACCACUGAUUCAGACAACACUGCUCACUGACAUAAGGCCACACCACACUAGUCUUACACAAGACAAGCACUGGCCAUAUUCUCAUUUAAAAUAAAUGGCAAUACACAACACAUUAGAUCAACUGGAAUGACACUCUCACUCACGGUUGCACAAAAAUAGCUGUACGUAAACCACACCCCAAAAUAUUAGAAUGAGCUGCCGCGCUGACGUUUGAAUUAUCGCUAAAAGAGGGAAAAACCAUUUUGAAUGAACCCUAUGAAUGCAUCAAUGUACCCAUAAUGUUGCUUGAGUAUGAUAAGCAAUUUGUUUUUUGGUUACAGAUAAUGAAAACCAGUCCGUCCUGAUUACGUAAGUUGUUUACUAUAAUUCACUUGAGAAGGUGUUUCUAUUGUAAUAUGUUGGGUCACAUGACAUUAUGAAUGGAUUAGGUCACUUGGUGUGAUGAAAUACAUGACAUUAUGAAUAUUAUGGCUAUGUGUAAUAAUGAGUCGAUGAGUGGGAAUAUUGGUUAAUGAUUUACUUAUGUUAGAAAACAGGUCAACAGUGUAUUUUUUCCAAUGCUCGUCUUUCUCUGGCAUAUAAACCAGUGGAGAAUCCGGUGCAGGAAAGACUGUCAACACCAAGCGUGUCAUCCAGUACUUCGCCACCAUUGCAGUGUCUGGUGCCAAGAAGGAAGCAGACCCCAACAAAAUGCAGGUAGGUUGUGCUCAUGUUUCCUUUAUAACACAUUUCCAUUUGGUUGGCAGUAUCAACUUGUUUUUCCAUCGGUGAAUCAUGUUUCAAGAAAAGUGCCCAAGAAAUUGAGAAAAACUAACUUUACCACUUUACCAGUUUCUGAGCAACUUGUGUUUGUCUCAAUCAGGGGUCUCUUGAGGAUCAGAUCAUUGCAGCUAACCCUCUGCUGGAGGCUUACGGUAAUGCCAAGACAGUGAGGAACGACAACUCGUCUCGCUUCGUAAGUAUGAAGUACUGUGAAAGUUACCUUAUAUUGGAAAAAUGUAUUUCAGUAGUUUCCUGUUGUUAUAUCAAUAAAUGUCGAACAAACUGUAACAUUUAAAGGGGUCUUUCAAAGUAAAAUGUUAGAUUUGCUUUGUUGACCUAUUUCUAACCCCCAUGCUCUACUAUAGGGUAAAUUCAUCAGGAUUCACUUCCAAGGUGGCAAACUGGCUAAAGCUGACAUUGAGACCUGUGAGUUGGUUUUGAUUGUUUCUCAAGACUUUCCUGAAUUCACGCUGAUUCUUUUUUGGAGAUUGUGUCAUCAAAUUACAUUUUAUCUCAUGUUCUCUCUCUCUCUCUGUCUCUGUCUCUCUCUCGCUCUCUCUCACUCUCUCUCGCUCUUUCUCUCUCAGACCUGCUGGAAAAGUCCAGAGUGUCCUUCCAGCUGCCCGAUGAGAGAGGCUACCACAUCUUCUUCCAGAUGAUGACCAACCACAAACCUGAGAUUGUUGGUACGGCAAAGUAGUGGUUCAGGGGAAAUUAUUCCCACCCAUAUCUGUGGAAUUUAUUUUAGAAAAAUCAUAGUCCACCUUAUGAAUACUAUUACCAGUGAGAACAUCCAAGGUAACAAGGCAUCUGGACAUGGGUCAGGUCUUUAGGAAAUAUCUAUCAAGUAAUGCACUGUGAUGCACAAGUCCACAAGUCUCAGUCCCCUCUUUUGAUGCUAUUUAUUAUAUACUACAUGUAUCCUUGAGUCCAUCUACUGAGUAAAGGAGGAAGAGAAACUGUAAAGGUAAGACAGCAGCAUUCUAAGAGAUUUAACUGACAAGCCGUUCUCCGUUGUCCACAGAAAUGGCGCUCAUCACCACCAACCCCUACGACUUCCCCAUGUGCAGCCAGGGUCAGAUCACUGUGGCCAGCAUCAACGACAAGGAAGAGCUGGAUGCCACAGACGUGAGUCAAACCAAGGGUUAACCAAACUCUGGAAUGGGUAGGACCACCAUUCACACCGAAUGACCUGUGCAAUUCCAAAUUGGUGGCUGCUGGGAAUUUAUGUAUUUUUUUUUGUUGUUGUUAGAUUCUAAAUACCUUGUGUAGGUUAGGCAUGUCCGUCAGGGCACUCUUCAUGACUUCACACUUCACCUUGAUGCACAUGCAUGUAAGACAUCCACAAGAGAGCGCCACUAAGUGCCCUGUGAAAAUGUGGAAAACUCCUUUUGUGCUGUCAUCUACUAGUGUUGGCCAAGCGUACUCAUGAGGAACAGAGAAGACAGUCAAAUCUAUCCAUCCCAUUUGUUCUGGAGUGACCACAGAACUGUAGUGUAGUGUAACUGGGCAAACUACCGGUCAGUUCAUCAACGUUGUGCUUCCUCUCUAAUGCCAGGAUGCCAUUACAAUCCUGGGCUUCACUAAUGAGGAGAAGAUGGGCAUCUACAAGCUGACAGGAGCUGUACUGCACCAUGGAAACUUGCACUUCAAGCAGAAGCAGCGUGAGGAGCAGGCCGAGCCAGACGGCACAGAGGGUGAGUCCCACUCAUAGAUAUACAACAUGUAAAGCAGACAGUGUCACUAAAACUUCAACCUCCAGAAAUUAUUUGAAAUGAUGGAUGUGGGUGAAAAUCUAAACCAAACCCACAAAAGAGUUUGGCCAAACUAUUUUGUCAGUGCGGCAUCAGAAACAAGCGAUCUUGUGUGCCUGAGUCUGUCGUUGUUGGUUCUCUCUCCAGUGGCUGAUAAAAUCGGCUAUCUGCUGGGCCUGAACUCAGCUGAGAUGUUGAAGGCUCUGUGCUACCCCAGAGUGAAGGUCGGCAACGAGUACGUGACCAAGGGACAAACUGUGCCUCAGGUAAGGCGACCAAACACAGCAUCUACCAUUUUCUGAGCGCCGGAAAUCUUUUGGGGACCAGUGUAUAUAUAUUUUUCUUUCUAGUGAUGAUGUUUUUCCCCAAGCUCUUAUCACCUUAUCACUAGACAUGUUCAAUAUCUCCUGUAUUAAUUUGAGGUAUUAUCAUUGCAGGUUAAUAACUCAGUCAGCGCUCUGGCGAAGUCUAUCUAUGAGAGGAUGUUCUUGUGGAUGGUCAUCCGUAUCAACGAGAUGCUGGACACCAAGAAUCCAAGGCAGUUCUAUAUCGGUGUGCUUGACAUUGCCGGGUUUGAGAUCUUUGAUGUGAGUAUGAGACCAGAACAAGACAAUUAGUUGUGAUUGAGAUGGAUUACAGCCUUGUAUGAUGUAAUGAUCCCUUUUAAAACUCCACCAACAGUACAACAGCAUGGAGCAGCUGUGCAUCAACUUCACCAAUGAGAAACUGCAACAGUUUUUCAACCACACCAUGUUCGUCCUGGAGCAAGAGGAGUACAAGAAGGAGGGAAUCGUCUGGGCCUUCAUUGACUUCGGCAUGGACUUGGCUGCCUGCAUUGAGCUUAUUGAGAAGGUAAGCUGUCUGUAAGGAUUAUAAUGGACUGCAACAGCAAAGCUCAUAGGAGCGCUGUGUGAGAUAUUAUCACAGUGGUAAAACGUUUCUGACUGUUGAGAAUUCAAUACGUUUCCUAUGAUGUGCCUCUAAAUGAAUAUAAUCCUAUAAAAGCAUGUUUACUAAAGGAAUAAAUGUGAUCCUAAAUGUAAAUAUUACUAAUUUCAUAUACAUCUCUUUUUUCGUGAAGCCAUUGGGCAUCUUCUCCAUCCUUGAAGAGGAGUGCAUGUUCCCCAAGUCUUCAGACACUACCUUUAAGGACAAGCUGUAUGCCCAGCAUCUUGGCAAAACCAAGGCAUUUGAGAAGCCCAAGCCUGCCAAGGGCAAGGCAGAGGCCCACUUCUCCCUGGUGCACUACGCCGGUACUGUGGACUACAACAUCACGGGCUGGCUGGAGAAGAACAAGGACCCCCUGAACGAUUCAGUUAUUCAGCUGUAUGGGAAGUCCUCAGUUAAACUGUUGGCCGCCCUGUACCCCGCUGCCCCACCUGAGGGUAAGACUAGCAUACGUUACAACAUUUUCUUUCAAGUCUUUUGAAUGUAUCGCAAAUUCUCAGGCUUAUUCACUGGGUUCAUUUACUCAUACAAUAGGUGUUAUUUUACACAAUCUCAUUGGCAGCAUUUUGCAUUAAAGAUAAGUAUGAAGUUAACCAGAGAUUCUCUUAUUUAUAUUUAGUGUGCUUGCUGAAGGAAAGACCAUUCUAGAUUUCUUACAUACUCGUAUUAUUAUUCCGCUCUCAGAAGUAUACUUGUGUAGUUAUAUUGUACUUUCCCCAUUUUAACAGAUAACACCAAGAAGGGAGGCAAGAAGAAGGGUGGUUCCAUGCAGACUGUGUCCUCCCAGUUCAGGGUGAGCUUUUGACAUUUGUAUAUUCAUUCCUUCAAAAGGUGCAUUGAAUAUCAUAAAUUAUUUCUGAGAAAAUGGUUUGUAACCCUCUUACAGGAGAACUUACAUAAGCUGAUGACCAACUUGAGGAGCACUCAUCCUCACUUUGUGCGCUGCCUGAUCCCCAACGAGUCAAAGACUCCAGGUACCAGAAAUAUUUAGUUAAAUAUUACAUCUUAUCAGUACAGUAUCAGUAACCUUAAUGAGCCCAAUCUUUAAGCUGUUUAUGAGUAUUAAUAGAGACUUGAUCUGUUUUACCAGGUCUGAUGGAGAACUUCCUGGUUAUCCACCAGCUCAGGUGUAAUGGUGUACUGGAGGGUAUCAGGAUCUGCAGAAAGGGCUUCCCCAGCAGAAUCAUCUAUGCUGACUUCAAGCAGAGGUACAAGCACAGAAACCCAAAUGUGCACACAAACACAUGCGCACGCGCACACACACACACACACAAGCCCGAACACACACACACACAGAUACACAGAUCUGCUCCAAGGGUUUUCCCAACAUCAAAACAGGCUUUUUACUUUUUACGUAAUAUAACCAACCUAUUACAACUUGACAUAUGUUGAAACUGUCUCCUCGUUCAGGUACAAAGUACUGAAUGCCAGUGUCAUCCCCGAGGGCCAGUUCAUGGACAACAAGAAGGCUUCUGAGAAGCUGCUUGGGUCCAUUGAUGUGAAUCAUGAGGAUUACAAGUUUGGACACACCAAGGUCAGUCACCUACCCCCAGCAAAAGCUGACAAUAAAACCCUAACCUUUCAAUGGGUCUCCAGUUGGCCUAUCCAUUUUUUUUCUUUCUUUCUUCUUCAUUUAACUCAUGGAAAAUGUGGAAAACAUCAUACAGUUUUGUUCUUCGAUGUCAUACAUCACAAGUAUAGAAGAGAAACUAAACUCAUUAUUCAUCUACAACUGUACAAUAACUUACAACUUAUAAACAACCUAUCCCAUGGUUUGUUUGUAAGCAUUGCAAUGUUUGUGUUGUUUAAAUCAAUCUAGUGGUGUUGUUUCCAGUUCUGUCGCCAUCUGACUGUGGUUCCGUAAUUGACCAUGUUAACCUGUCUCUCAGGUGUUCUUCAAAGCCGGUCUGCUGGGUGUCCUGGAGGAGAUGAGAGAUGAAAAGCUGGCCUCUCUGGUUGGCAUGGUCCAGGCUCUCAGCCGUGGAUUCCUCAUGAGGAGAGAGUUCACCAAGAUGAUGGAGAGGAGGUGAGGAAUAGUGGACAUCUUGGCAAAAAAUGUCUGUCAACAACCUGUAUCUAAUGCAUUAUGAUUACAUACGGUAUAUGCUGUGAGUUGUUCACAAUGAGAAAGUAUGACUUAAAAUGCUCUAUUAUAGCUGUAGUUUGGGAUUUGGCAAGCUGUUCAGUUGUCAUUUACCCAUUAAUUCUUGAAGAAUAUAAAAUGCCUCAUGAGCUUGCAUCUAUCUAGAGCGCAGUCUAUGAAUUUAAGAGGGGUUACAUUUCCCUAGCCCUAUCCCUCAGCUGUACACAAAGUGGUGGUGGGGGGGGGGCUCCAUUUUUGUUGUUCUUCGAAUUCCAGAAUGUAGCUUUAUUAAACAUGCCACUCACCAUGCCACUCACCAUGCCACUCACCAUGCCACUCUGUCCUUUCUGUCGACCAGAGAUGCUGUCUUCACCAUCCAGUACAACAUCCGCUCAUUCAUGAAUGUGAAAACCUGGCCAUGGAUGAAGGUGUACUUCAAGAUCAAGCCCCUGCUGAAGAGCGCUGAGACUGAGAAGGAGCUGGCCAACAUGAAGGAGAACUAUGAGAAGAUGCAGACGGACCUGGCCAAGGCACUGGCCACGAAGAAGCAGUUGGAGGAGAAGUUGGUGUCCCUGGUGCAGGAGAGGGCAGACCUGGCGCUCCAAGUAGCAUCUGUGAGUGAGAACGACCCUCAUAAUUUACUCACACAUGAACACAAACACAAACACAGACACACACACAAUCACACAGACAGACAGUGAGACACACACACACACACACACACACACACACACACACACACACACACACACACACACACACACACACACACACACACACACAUAAGAACAGACACGUACACUGUGACUCACUGUCUCCCCUAGAGUCUCCCUAGGGGAGCUAAUUUCCUGCACUUCUACACAUUCUGCCAUGGGGCAGAGAACAUUUUACAGUUUUAAAGCUAGUUUCCUGCACUUCUACACAUUUUGUCAUGGGGCUGAUGGCUGAGAGAGAAAAAAUCCAGUUUUAAAGCCAAUUUCCUGCAAUUCUACAAUUUUUUUGCCAUGGCUUAUGCUGUGUUCUUACGCUAUCUGAGUGACUUAAACAUUAUAACAAAAUGUUUGACAUUUUGGGAAUUUUAGAUUCUACCUGACUGUCAAGUUUUUAUUUUGGUGAUUGUAAGUUCUCAAAGAUGAUACUAUAAAAAAAAAAUAUAUAUAUAUAUAUAUAUAGCUCUAUUAUAUUUUAACACUUUAGUCAUUUAAGUUUAAACUGAAGAACGUUUUACCAUCCCUAAAAUAAAAAAAAUAAAAAAUAAAACUUUUGGGGGGAGUGGCAACAACUAAAUGAACAUAGGGGAAACACUGCUGUGUUGUAUGUGCUAACUCACAUUUAUUUGUGUUACCCAUGUUACAUAUAUAUUUCAAGCAUUUAUAUUGAUUUGCUCUGACCUAUUUGACUAAAUUAAGUCUAUAUUUGGAUACACAAAGUGAGGCCGUAGAUUUUUUUCUCCCUGUUCUGAAACCAGGAUUCAGAGAAUCUGAACGAUGCUGAGGAAAGGUGCGAGGGGCUCAUCAAGAGCAAGAUCCAGCUGGAGGCCAAACUCAAAGAGACGACCGAGAGGCUGGAGGAUGAGGAGGAGAUGAACGCUGAGUUGACUGCCAAGAAGAGGAAGCUGGAGGAUGAGUGCUCUGAGCUGAAGAAGGACAUUGAUGACCUGGAGCUCACCCUGGCCAAAGUGGAGAAGGAGAAGCACGCCACUGAAAACAAGGUCUCGUAGACAGUCUAAACAUCCAAACAAAAAUCUACUCAAAACAUAGUUAAACAGAAAUGGAUUUCAAGUUGUUUUGUAGGUGUAGGGAAAUGAAGACACAAAAUAGUGGAAUUUCAGAUGCAGUUUUUCUCCGCACAUUCAAUACAUGUUCUGUUCCCCCUCAUUUAUGACUUCUAUUCAGUACACUGGCAUGGUGUACAGCGCCAUUUAGUGUUGAAUAGUACAGUACUUGUGGACACAAUUAUAAUCUGAAUGAAUUUAAUGCAAUAUAUAUCAAACUAAAUCUCCCCUUCGUGGUGAAGUGACCAAAGACUUACAUUUGUUGUGGACGUUUUCAGGUUAAAAACCUGACAGAGGAGAUGGCAUCUAUGGAUGAGAGUGUUGCCAAGCUGACCAAGGAGAAGAAAGCCCUCCAAGAGGCCCACCAGCAGACACUGGACGACCUGCAGGCAGAGGAGGACAAAGUCAACACUCUGACCAAGGCCAAGACCAAGCUGGAACAGCAAGUGGACGACGUGAGUGGAGUUUGACAUUUUGACCAUGAUUGUAUGUAAGAUGAUAUUAUCUUCAGUUGGUUAGAUUUGAACAUUACAUGUGUGUUUUUAUCUUGUAGCUUGAGGGUUCUCUGGAGCAAGAGAAGAAGCUCCGUAUGGACCUUGAGCGAGCCAAGAGAAAGCUGGAGGGAGAUCUGAAACUGGCCCAGGAGUCCAUAAUGGACCUGGAGAAUGACAAGCAGCAGUCUGAUGAGAAAAUCAAGAAGUGAACACAAACAAAUUACUACAGUAUUACCUGCCAUAUUGAUCAACAUAAUGGUUGUUCCUGGCUUAGACUUGUAAUUAUGAAUUAGGAUUUGUAUGUUUUUCUAAAAAGCAAAGUGAAUGGUAUUAUAUUCUCCCUUCACACUAUCAAACCAAAACCAACUCUGCAAUCGACGUGUUUGUGUUUCUUAGGAAGGACUUUGAGACCACCCAGCUCCUCAGCAAGAUUGAGGAUGAGCAGUCUCUGGGAGCUCAGCUGCAGAAGAAGAUCAAGGAACUCCAGGUACAGUACAGGAUCUAAGCUCCAGUACAGGAAAGCACACACCUGAAUCAUUUCCUUAAAAAAUGAUUCUGGUAGCACACAUAUUUUCUGGUGGCUUCUGAUGGCUCAGUAAGUUGGAAGAUGGUGCUUCUUACUGGUGCUUUUAACCGUUGUAAAGAUGGUGCUUCUUACCGUUGUGGUUUUGGUUGCCACAUUGGACACUGUCUACUGAAGAUAUUAGUGUGACUGGCUUUGUAUUAAGAAAUGUAUGCAAAAUAUACAUACUAUUAUUAUUUUGUGAGGUUCAAUUGUUUCAACUGUAUUGUAGUGUUCAUCCCCCCCUUGUAGUGUUCAUCCCCCCUACUCCUGCCCCCUGUUCUAGGCCCGUAUUGAGGAGCUGGAGGAGGAAAUUGAGGCUGAGCGUGCUGCUAGGGCUAAGGUUGAGAAGCAGAGGGCCGAUCUCUCCAGGGAACUUGAGGAGAUCAGCGAGAGGCUGGAGGAGGCCGGAGGUGCCACUGCUGCUCAGAUUGAGAUGAACAAGAAGCGUGAGGCUGAGUUCCAGAAGCUGCGUCGUGAUCUUGAAGAGUCCACCCUUCAGCAUGAGGCCACAGCCGCCGCUCUGCGCAAGAAGCAGGCCGACAGUGUGGCUGAGCUCGGGGAGCAGAUCGACAACCUGCAGCGAGUCAAGCAAAAGCUGGAGAAGGAGAAGAGUGAGUACAAGAUGGAGAUUGAUGACCUCUCCAGCAACAUGGAGGCCGUCGCCAAGGCUAAGGUGAGUAGUGAUGUUUUGGUCAAGCAGUGUUGAGGAGGGUCAACUUCAUUACCAUUCAAGUGCACUGAAGUUGACAGGAGUCCCAUAUGUUUCACUAACAGGGCAAUCUGGAGAAGAUGUGCCGUACUCUUGAGGACCAGCUGAGCGAGAUCAAGACUAAGAAUGAUGAGAAUGUUCGCCAGGUCAACGACAUCAGCGGACAGAGGGCCAGACUCCUGACAGAAAAUGGUAACCAUCAACAAUGAACAACAAACCAAUGUAGUACACCUCAGCUGUACACAAUAACAUGUGUUGGUGGCUGUAAGUCCAGUCCACAUAGUGUCUCCUGCACUAUUCACCACCUAACAUUGCCCUACGAUACUUCAAAAUACAUUUUAAAUCUUAGAGAGCAGAGACCCUAUUAACACAAUGCCCCCUCUUUCCCUGCAGGCGAGUUUGGCCGCCAGCUGGAGGAGAAGGAAGCCCUGGUGUCUCAGCUGACCAGAGGCAAACAGGCCUUCACCCAGCAGGUGGAGGAGCUGAAGAGGCAGAUUGAGGAGGAGAUCAAGGUAAGGGACCCAAAAUGGACUCCACCUACCACAGUUUAGAGCCAUGUCUUCGUGAAGACGGUGACUACGCCACUCUCAGAGACUGUUUUACUCUCUCUCUAAUCUCUCUUUGUCUUUGUCUUUCUUGCUUUCUUUCUCAGGCUAAAAACGCACUGGCCCACGGUGUUCAGUCUGCCCGCCAUGACUGUGACCUCCUGAGGGAGCAGUUUGAGGAGGAGCAAGAGGCCAAGGCAGAGCUGCAACGUGGCAUGUCCAAGGCCAACAGUGAGGUGGCUCAGUGGAGGACUAAGUAUGAAACUGAUGCCAUCCAGCGCACAGAGGAGCUGGAGGAGGCCAAGUGAGUUGUACACAACAGCAAAAACACAACUAUAGGGUGGUAGUGGGCUCUGAGAAAAUGUUAAGUCAAUAUGUAUUGUAACAUUUGUUUCACAACAAAUUGUUCACCAUAAAACCACCCUCUGUCGUCCAACAGGAAGAAGCUGGCCCAGCGUCUGCAGGAGGCAGAGGAGACCAUUGAGGCGACGAACUCCAAGUGCGCCUCCUUGGAGAAGACCAAGCAGAGGCUACAGGGAGAGGUGGAGGACCUCAUGAUUGACGUUGAGAGAGCCAACGCAAUGGCCGCCAACCUCGACAAGAAGCAGAGGAACUUUGACAAGGUGAACAUUUAUAAACCUAACCCUAGUGUGAUAUUUUCUGUGUGCUAUUUGAUCAAUUGUUGUACAAUCGUAACAUAUUUCUGAUUCAAAACUCUCCAUCAAUUAGUUCUAAUGAAAAUCCCAUGUAUUUCCCUAGGUUCUGGCAGAGUGGAAGCAGAAGUAUGAGGAGGGUCAGGCUGAGCUGGAAGGAGCUCAGAAGGAGGCUCGCUCUAUGAGCACUGAACUCUUCAAGAUGAAGAACUCCUACGAGGAGGCUCUGGAUCAACUGGAGACUCUGAAGAGAGAGAACAAGAACCUGCAACGUGAGCAUUUGACAGCAGUUCUAUUUUUUGAAAAUGGAGGGAACUGUAAUCAUCAAAAUUACAUCAAAAUUACUAUUACACCAUCUCAGAAUUGUUUUAUGUACUGUUUAAAGUAUUAUUGUCUGAACUUGUAAUCUGUAUUCUUUCGAACAACCCAAGGAAGUAGGUGGCAAUUCGAUUUGCAAGACCAUAUGAAGUGAUGUUACUAAUGAACUGUUAUUAUGAUUCAAUGUCAACUUUAGUGCAUUGGCGAUCUCCACUGAAAAUCUCCCGAGCCUAAACUGCUCCUGUGUUUGUGUGUGCAGAGGAGAUCUCUGACCUGACUGAGCAGAUCGGAGAGACUGGCAAGAGCAUCCAUGAGCUGGAGAAGGCAAAGAAGACCGUGGAGACAGAGAAGUCUGAGAUCCAGACCGCUCUGGAGGAGGCUGAGGUACAAACUACAGCUGUUUGAUGGGAAAAGCAAUUCCUGCUACGGUCCAAUGCUUUCUUUAUUGGUGUUUAUUGUAGUCAUAUAUAUUUAAUUCCUUGUGUUAUACACAUCCAAAUACAAAUGUAUUGAACACAAUUCGCCUGACUGCUUCUCUUUGUCCAGGGAACACUGGAGCACGAGGAAUCCAAGAUUCUGCGCGUGCAGCUGGAGCUGAACCAGAUCAAGGGUGAGGUGGACAGGAAGAUCGCUGAGAAGGACGAGGAGAUGGAGCAGAUCAAGAGGAACAGCCAGAGGGUGGUUGACUCCAUGCAGAGCAACCUGGACUCUGAGGUCAGGAGCAGGAAUGACGCCCUGAGGGUGAAGAAGAAGAUGGAGGGAGACCUGAACGAGAUGGAGAUCCAGCUGAGCCACGCCAACAGGCAGGCCGCUGAGGCUCAGAAACAGCUGAGGAACGUCCAGGGACAGCUCAAGGUAAAGGGACUGGGACAUCAGGCAACAAAAAUCUGAACAUGGGGAGGGAUUCGUUGUUUUUUUAUCUGUAAAAAAGAAUAGAAGAGAGGAAUUUAAUAGAGUGGACUAAUAUACUGUUGAAAGGAAUGGACAUUUGGGAAAUUAUUAUCAAUUAAAAUGUCUAUCACUGAUCCUAUUGCCCAUGAGUCUUAAUGAACCUAUGUCAUUGUGAACCCCAGGAUGCCCAAUUGCACCUUGAUGACGCUGUCCGCGCCUCAGAGGACAUGAAGGAGCAGGCAGCCAUGGUGGAGCGCAGAAACGGUCUGAUGGUGGCUGAAAUCGAGGAGCUGAGAGUUGCUCUGGAGCAGACAGAGAGAGGCCGCAAAGUGGCUGAGACUGAGCUGGUAGACGCCAGCGAGCGUGUUGGACUGCUGCACUCCCAGGUACGGGUCAAAAGCUAUUUCUAAUAAAACCUAGCAUAUCGUUUACACGCACCUGGAAUUCGACAGUGCUUGCUUUUAGAUUUUCAUAAUUCUGCCCUUGUGACUUGUGAGUUCUCGAGAGUCAAACAAAUGGUCUUGUUUCCUCCUCCAGAACACCAGCCUUCUGAACACCAAGAAGAAGCUGGAGACUGACCUGGUGCAGGUGCAGGGAGAGGUGGACGACAUCGUCCAGGAAGCCAGGAACGCAGAGGACAAGGCCAAGAAGGCCAUCACUGACGUGAGUCCUUAUGAUCUCUAUUGAAUUACAUCAACUUGAUUUUGUCCAUAAGGGCCAAUGGUAGGUGGGCUGGUUAACCACAACAAAGAUCUCAGAGGGACGUUAUGAUUGGUGCAGUGUUGGAAAUCCCAGACCUAUGGGCAACAGCACUAGGUCUAGGAAUCAUGUCGGAUUUUCUUGGCCAAUUCGGGAAGGGUGCUAUUUUGACAGACAACUCUCCCAACAAAUCACACAUCUGGGUAGGCGGGCUUUACGGCAGGACUCCGGACGGAUUUUACGGCACUCAACUCCCCCCUUUCCUCUGUCAAAUUGACGUUGGUUUUAGUACAGACGAGUAUGCUGGAACAUUCGUACAUUGUGAGAGGCAACCCGUCUGUCUAGAGAGACUAUGAUUGGUGCCAAUCGGUGCAUAAAUUAAACAAACUACCAUUCCAGGCGGCCAUGAUGGCUGAGGAGCUGAAGAAGGAGCAGGACACCAGCUCUCACCUGGAGAGGAUGAAGAAGAACCUGGAGGUCACGGUCAAGGACCUGCAGCACCGCCUGGAUGAGGCUGAGAAUCUGGCCAUGAAGGGAGGCAAGAAGCAGCUCCAGAAACUGGAGUCCAGGGUGAGUUAACAGCAGUGUGGAUUGAAAGACUGAUUGCUGGAAAUGUAUUUGAUCAUAUAAAAAUACACAGAAGCAUUGUGUAAUGAUUUUUUCUCUCAAUAACCCCCUUAGAUAAUGAAAAGCUGUUGUUAUGAUUACAAACCCCUUCAAUUAAAAAUUUACCAGUACACAGGAACAGACAACAUUGUGCCUCCUUGACUGAGUAGUAGAAGAAGAUACCUCUGUUUUACUAAGAUAUGUGACGUCUUUCAACACCUUUAAAUACAUACCUACGUCCAUUUCUUCCACGAAGGUGCGUGAGCUGGAGACCGAGGUGGAGGCCGAGCAGAGAAGAGGUGUAGACGCGGUCAAGGGAGUCCGCAAGUAUGAACGCAGAGUCAAGGAGCUCACCUACCAGGUAAGAGAAUGUGCCUUCUUCACACACUUGACACUAACACAGACAGGUUUGUGAAUAAAACGAUGGGGAAUUGAUUCUUUGAUCUUCUCCCACAGACUGAGGAGGAUAAGAAGAACGUUGGCAGACUUCAGGACCUGGUAGAUAAGCUGCAGUUGAAAGUGAAGGCCUACAAGAGGCAGGCUGAGGAAGCGGUGAGUCACAGACUUAGUCAAAUACUCUGAAAGCAUACAUAUUUUCCCCCUAGUAGACAUUACAAAACUUCAUGUCCAUACCGUUUAGUUGAAGUAAGUGCUACUGCACAUCAGUCAACAAUGACUCAAUUGAUAACGGAAAUAAUUGAUGUGUUAUGUGUUACCAACUUAAAGGAGAGGGGGUUCAAUAUUAAUAUUAAUAUUGCGGUUUGAUCCCCCGUUCUGCAACUCACUUUCUCUGCUGUAUCAUCUAACAUACAUUGCUAUCUGUCAAUAAAAAAGCUUUCAAAUACUUACGAAGUAUAUUUAUUAAUUUGCUACCCGAAGCUUCAAACUUUGAAUGCUGAAGUUCUGCUCUCCUCUCUUUCCUCACCCAGGAGGAAGCAGCCAACCAGCACAUGUCUAAGUUCAGGAAGGUUCAGCAUGAGCUGGAGGAGGCUGAGGAGCGUGCUGACAUCGCUGAGACUCAGGUCAACAAGCUCAGAGCCAAGACCCGCGAAGGUGGAAAGGUACUGAGCUGCUGCUAAACCUGACUCGUAGAUCAAAGAUGACCACAUCAACAACACCUAUGAAUUAGCCUUCACAGAGGUCAAUACGGACCUUUUACACUCACUGAAAUGUAUUUAAGACCUCUAAGAAGCACAUUUCAGGUAGUGUGAUUUGUUGGUAAUUUAAGCUGAGCACUGAGCAUUAAAUUCUUGAUCCAUUAUAUUAUUUCCAAGUGUUCAUACAUUUUGUUCUAUUAUUGUUAUUCAAUACUGAUCUAUGCUUUUCUUUCUUCUUACAGGGCAAGGAAGCUGCUGAAUAGACCAAUGUAUUGAAGAUCAAAGUCUUUAACAUUUUCCUGUGUUGCAUAAAAUAUGAUUUUCAUGGUUAAGUGUUUUGCGUUGAUUAAAAACAUGUAGUCCUACGUACA